This is a messenger RNA of Histoplasma capsulatum G186AR, 2460 nucleotides long. RefSeq lists its product as uncharacterized. The transcript has a single exon. The record is from RefSeq and is a predicted model, not a curated record. Lineage: Eukaryota; Fungi; Ascomycota; Eurotiomycetes; Onygenales; Ajellomycetaceae. Gene Ontology annotation, biological process: protein phosphorylation. The coding region runs from base 1 to 2460 and encodes 819 amino acids. Gene Ontology annotation, molecular function: ATP binding; protein kinase activity.
AUGGCAGGACUUUCACAAGAAGAUCGCGACGUUAUCGAGAACCAUCCUCUAACCAACUCAGUCAAUCGUUUCCAAGGUGUGCUUCAGGAAGCUGAAAAAAUCUAUGAGUCACGCCUAAUUUCCUAUGAUGGCGCUGUUGAUAGCCUUGACCAACUCUAUCGAAAUGCAAUUUCAAAACUCCUGUCUGCUUUACAGGGAGAGGAUGCAGUUUACAAACUUCGCUCACGGAUAAGUGAUAGAAAAUUGGUGUCUGAUAUAGCACACUUAGUCGAGUGUCUCCAAAAAGCAAAAGAAAACUUCAAGUACGAUGACUACCGGCCGUUAGUGCACUUGGUUAUUCAAAGGCCUCCGACUGAAUCCCAGCACAUUGCAACCUGGAACUUCGAUGUCUGGAAAGCUGUAUUUAACCUCAUUGACAACAUCCCUCGAUCAACUCCUCCGGCGAGCGUUCCCCCCUCCUUUGACAGCACCCCAGUCAGAUCCACCUCAUCAUCGCAGAAAGGUUCUGAGCAGACGCGUGAGUUGGUGAAUCUGAGAAUCUUUGGGGAGAUAUGUGGCUGCACAUUUCAAGAUGUUGAGGGCUUCUUCAACAAGUACUUUGAAGGGAAAGACUGGAGUGACAAAGCAGAUGCCAUCUGUCGACGCGUGCUGAACCCAGACAGUGAUGGUGAUUGGGCCCAGUUUCCUGAUCCUCCUACGCAGGACAAUGUCCUUGCCUGGUGGUUCCGUCUUCAAAAAGACCUUCUCUCGGAAUCACGCAGCACCUACCACACCACAGCAAGCAAAGCAGAUCUUACCAGUUCUAAGGCAAAACGGCAAGUCAAUCUCCUUCUGAGAGCUAGAAGUACAAGCCCCUUGCAAAACAAACACAACUGGAGAGACAUCCUGGUGGUUGGCGAGCUUAAAAAACCUGAGGAGAAGCUCGGGACCAAAGCCACAUUACUGCAGAUAGGCUGCUACGUGCGUGAGGUCUUUGCUGCACAGCCCACACGGCGGUUCGUCCACGCAUUCACUGUCUGUGGGACCAAGAUGGAGGUGUGGGUGUUUGACCGCUCAGGCCCUUACAGCUCGAGCAUCAUCGAUGUCUCUGUGGACUCAAGACAGUUCUUUCAGGUGCUUGUGGGCUACACCAUGAUGAGCGACGAGGAGCUGGGAGUGGACACCUUUAUUGCUAGGGAUGAAGACGGCGGCAAAUCAAUAACUGUCAAAGGACCUGGGAACUCAGAGGAAAUGAUGCUGCGGCUGAGUGAAAUGCUUUCUUUUCAACCUGCCAUUGUGUGUCGCGGGACCACAUGUUUUCUCGCAGACUAUGGACAAGUGAAAGGUGUAGCCAAGUUCUCGUGGGUAUCAGACAAGCGGCGCCCAGAGGUGGAACUCCUUGAGCUAGCGUGUCGAAAAAAUGUCCAAGGGGUCGCUAGGAUCAUUGGCUAUAGUACCAUCACAAGUAUCGCCAACAUGCGCAGCGGCCUGACCUUCGUUGACAAGCGCCACGACUUCAAAAGCGCACCCCCCAGUACAAUCUCCUCAUUUCAUCAAUCUCAGCCGCUCACCGAACCCUGUCGCUUGGAUAUCCGUCGAAAAUCAUCUUCCAGGAAACGCAGAUCUCCGGACAAAGGGAUGCAGGUGUCCAAACGAUCGCGUUCCAUCGAUCAACCGUCAAGGGACACUCAGCAGGAGAAUGAACUAGCUUUCUCCGUUCAGUCGGCGCACGAGCCAAGCCUCUUUGACAGGAAUGGUGAGGAACCCUACGACAACCGUGUCCUCCGCUGUCUGGUGAUAUCGCCCGCUGGCCGGCCGAUCUACAAGUACAAAUCACCCUCAGAGCUGCUCAUAGCGCUUCGCGAUGCAAUAAAGGCCCACCGUUCUCUUUACUUGGAUGGAAACAUCCUUCAUCGGGAUAUUUCAGAGAACAACAUAAUAAUCACCAAUCCUGAAAAGGCAGGUGGUCACUCUGGCAUGCUAAUUGAUCUAGACCUUGCCAAAGAAGUUGGAAGCGGGCGAAGCGGCGCACGCCACCAGACCGGCACGAUGGAGUUCAUGGCGAUCGAGGUGCUGCUUAAUAUCGACCACACCUAUCGGCAUGAUCUCGAAUCGUUCUUCUACGUCCUUAUCUGGCAAUGUGCCCAUCACGGUUGGGAAAAACUAGAUGAGCUACAGAGGCAGAGACAGGAUCGGCCGAAAGACAGCAUGUUGAAAAAGUGGUAUAGUAGCACCUUCAGGGAUAUUGCAACUUAUAAACGAGGCAACAUGGAAGCUGGCGGAUUUGAAUACCUUCUGCAAGAGUUUCCACCAGGAUUCGAGUGCGUCAAACCCCUCUGCAGGACCAUACGAGGCGUGAUGUUUCCUCAUGGGAAGGAAGGACUUAUUGUUGGAACACCGCAAGACCCAAAAAGGCUAUAUGAUCCUAUUAUUAAGGCGUAUGAUGAUGCGAUAGCUCUGAUUGAAACCGAAUAUGAAUAA